This is a messenger RNA of Effrenium voratum, 792 nucleotides long. The record is from the annotation of a GenBank genome assembly. Lineage: Eukaryota; Dinophyceae; Suessiales; Symbiodiniaceae.
AUGGCGGAUGAUUUUGCCGAAGACUUGCAGAAGGAGGUGACGGAUGAGAAGACAAAUGCAAAAUCCUAUGCGGAACUGGCGGCUGCGAAGUCGGCCGAGAUCAAGGCCUUGGAGGAAAAGGUGGUGGCGAAAACACAGGAAAAGGCGCAGUCCGAGAGCACUUUUGAAGCAUCUAAGAAGGACAUCAAGGUUACCAACAAAUCCCUUGAAGCUGACAUCAAGUUUCAAGCUGCUGUGGAGCAACGCUGCACAGGGAGUGAUGCAAAGUUUCAAGAGCGCAUGCGAAGCCGCUCUGACGAGUUGACAGCCGUGUCCAAGACACUGCAGGUUCUUCGGAGUGAUGAAGCGCGGGACUUGCUGGGCAAGUCGGUGUCUUUCUUGCAGCAGUCCUCUCGAAGCGCAAAGGCAGAAGAAGCCAUGAAGAGAGCCGGAGCCUUGCUCAUGGAGAAUGGGCAGAGGCUGCAGGCUCAGGGGCUCAUCACGCUUGGACUCCAAAGCAGGAUUGAUUCAUUCACCAAAGUGAAAGCCUCCAUUGCUGAGAUGGUGUCCGUUCUGAAGAAGCAGCAAGAUGAUGAAGUUGCGCACCGGGACAUGUGCGUGGAUGACCUCAAUCAGAAUGGCCUCGACACGGAGGAGAAGAAAGGUUUGAAGGGCCGAUCCGAGGACAAGAUUAAGGCAUUGAAGUCCAAAAUCACGGACUGCAACAGUGCCAUCGCCGCAUUGACAGCAGAGGUGGAGGAGAUGAAGAUGCAAGUGCAACUUGCAGGCGAAGCGCGCCAGAGCCAGGCUUAG